CGUCGAAGGAGGGACAGGUAGCUGAUUCUAAUGAUGCCUCGAAAAUCUCUUGUCUCUCGAAUCUUCAGUGCUUGGGCCUUCUUGCUCCCUGAUUCUUCAGCAAACGGCUACAGUUUCCACAGGAAAGAGCAGACCUUGACGUAUCGGAACCUGAUCCGGACUCAUCCUGGUGUACAUUGCGGACACCUAUAUGCUCAUCCGGGAGAGAGGUCAAGCACCACAAAUCUGGAAAAGAAAGUUUUAGCUUCCGCUCAGGCAAAGUUAGACUACGACAGAGUUGUAGCAGCAAUGGAUGGAGGGAAGAUCGAUACUACAACCGAAAUGUUCCCAGAUCGCGUACCUACUUCCCAGUGGUACGUCGCUCUUGCUGCAGCUGGCGCAGCGGCGGGCGUUUCUUUUGUCUUAUUUCAAAAUAUAUACAUUUCCGCGUUCGUUGUGGCGGCUGUUCUUUUAGCUGCCAGUCAAGACCCUUUGGACGAGGACGAUAAUGUAUACGGAGCGUUGGCCCGCCUUUUAGGUCGUGCUACUAUUCAGUCAGUCGAAGCUUCGCAACCACGAGUGAGAGCUCUGGCACGGGCCGUGUUGACAGGAGAAGAGGAAAUUGGAGAGCUGAAGCGGCAUAUAGUAGAGUUACAGGAGGAGAAUCACAGGUUGCAAAUUUGGAUUAGAAGAAGAGUUUAUGUUGAUGAAAAUAUUUCUGCUUUCUCUUUUGAUGAAUUAAAAGACCAAGCUAGAUGCAACGGCAUAAAGGUUGGAGGCACCAAGAAGCAGCUUCUGAUGAGAUUGCUUGAAGCGGAGAUAGUUUCAGUCGACGACUGA
This is a messenger RNA of Phaeodactylum tricornutum CCAP 1055/1, 819 nucleotides long. RefSeq lists its product with no specific name. The transcript has a single exon. Bases 31 to 819 code for a protein of 262 amino acids. NCBI's taxonomy places the organism in Eukaryota, Bacillariophyta, Bacillariophyceae, Surirellales, Neidiaceae. The record is from RefSeq and is a predicted model, not a curated record.